Molecule: messenger RNA, 2616 nt
Organism: Closterium sp. NIES-65
Lineage: Eukaryota; Viridiplantae; Streptophyta; Zygnematophyceae; Desmidiales; Closteriaceae
Source: the annotation of a GenBank genome assembly
CCCCCCCCUCGCACUGCUCGGAAGGUGCCCUUGCUGCUCCUCGUCUCCCUCUGCGCCUGCUUUCUCGCCAUGCUGCUGCUGCCCCGCUCCACCCUGCUCCACCCUCACAGUCACGACCGCCCACCUAUGCAGUCGAUCCCGCUGCUCCCGCCACGGAUGCAAAUACCAGCAGCCAUGCGUUCCUUCCCACCGAAUAGCAGCAGCGAGCACAGGAACAGCAGCAGCAGCAUUGCACCUGUUCAUUUCUUUGUGUUUGGCGACUGGGGAAGGAACGGCACGUUCAACCAGUCGCUAAUCGCCAUGCAGAUGGGCCUAAUUGGAGCCCACAUGCACCCCCAGUUCGUGGUCUCGCUUGGAGACAACUUCCUCGAGCUCGGCCUUCCAGACGUCAAUGCCCCUCAAUUCGCCCAGUCCUUUACGAAUAUCUACACCCACCGCAGCCUGCAGAUCCCCUGCUGGGCCAAUCACGACCACCCCUCGUUCUUCCCUUCCCCUUUUCCCCCUCUCCCCGCCCUCCCAGGCUUCCUGGGAAACCAUGACUAUUAUGGGAACGUGCUAGCCCAGCUGCAUCCAGCGCUGGCCAAUCGCGAUCCUCGAUGGACUUGCCGUCGCAGCAUGGCCCUCUCGCUGCCCAUCUGCGCCGAGAUGGAUGACCAGGGCGUUGACUGCGUUGACACUGGAGGAGGGCAGGGUGUUGACCGCGUUGACUCUGGAGGAGGGCAGGGUGUUGACCGCGUUGACUCUGAAGGAGGGCAGGGCGUUGACUGCGUUGACUUUGUUGACCUGUUUCUGUACGACUCGAUGCCGCUGAUCCCUGCAUACCGGCGCAAGGAGGGCCGGCGGGUGGACUGGAGGGGCCUCAACACGGGCAACUGGAGCCGGCAGGAGGAGGCACAGCUGCAGGAGCUGGAGGGGUGGCUGAGCAACUCGCAGGCGCGGUGGAAGGUGGUGGGGGCGCACCACCCGGUGUUCAGCUAUGGCAAGCACGGCGACCAGCCCGAGAUGGUUGAGAGGAUCAAGCCGCUGCUGGAGAAGUAUGGUGUGGACGUUUACAUCAACGGUCACGAUCGCAACAUGCAACACAUUAAAAAGGACGAGAGUCCUGUUCACUAUUUCACGGUGGGUGGGGGUUCCAAGGCAUGGCGAGGCGAUGCUCCCCCUGUUGCCCCCGGCCUGCGUUUCUUCUUCCCUGGUCAGGGUUUUAGUGCCCUGGAGGAGCUGCGUGACUUGCAGCCCACCCUAUUGGAUGCUGCCACGUAUGCAGAGGAGGCCUAUCUUGUCACGGACCAAAAGGACAUGGACUACGCAGUGAGCAUGCUGGUGUCCGUGGUGGACCGCAUUGGCGCUGCUGCCAACCUCAUAUCCUUAUGCCGUGCUGUUCCCCCUCCUUUCCUCCACUGUGCUUCGCCCACGCAUAGAGCUGCACAACGUGCGGGACCAUGCAUGAGCAUGCUAGUGUCCGUGGUGGACCGCAUUGGCGCUGCGGCCGAUCGCUUCACCGAUGCCGUCUCCCUGCAGGCCAAGGAGAUGGCUGCUGCUGACGUCAGAGUCGCGUCAGCUGCCGAGAUCCUCGAGACUCGUCCCAAACAGCCCUCUCCUCCUCGUCACUCCAUAUACAUUCCAUCCUGUGCACUCAAACCAUCCCUCCUCACCCCUCUCGCCCGUCCAUCUCCCCACAUCCCACACUCUCCAGACCCUCGAGGCUCGUCCCACACAGCCCUCUCCUCCUCGUCACUCCUCUCCUCCAUGCCCCUUGCCCCCCCUUCUGAAAGCCUUCUUGACAGCCUUGCUUCCUCCUCCCUCGUCCCCCGCUCUGCCACGGCUAGUGAGUACACGGCACACACCAACCGCAGAGUUGCUUCAAAAACUGCCCACACAAAACGCCCCAUUCAAACUCUGCUUUACGCAAAGGAAGCCGUUGCGUUGGAAGCAGGAGGGUCGAGUGCUCCUGUCGGUAUGCCAUCCGUCCGUGCGUCUCUCGACUGCUUAGCUGGUCUACCACCCUCCUCCUCCUCCACUUCGUCAUCCUCCUCCUUCCCCUCCUUUUCAUCCUCCUUCCCCUUCUCUACUGUUGCCCACUCCUCAUCAACUCUCUCCAACCCAUCGGCAGCAACACCACACUCUGCUGACAAGAUACUGUCGCGGAAACAAUCGCACUCACACAACCUCUCUCACUCACCCAACCUUGCUCACUCGCCCGACCUCUCACACUCUCACAACCUCUCCCAUUUCUCCAACCUGUCUCGCUCGCACAACCUCUCACAGUCUCACGGGCUCAUGCACUCCCUUUCCCACUCGCUCUCGCAACACAUGGGACACCGAGGCUCGCACGCUCGACAAAGCAAGGAGCCUACCACUCCCAAGGGGCACUUCCCCCUCGUCGCCUCCUCAUUGCACGCUGGAGGGGCUUCAGGUGUUGAUGACGUGGAGGGCAGUGAUAGGAGGUCCACCACGCCACAUCGGCGCGGCCGGCAACUGCUGAAAAAUAUCUUCUCACGCGGUGCUGGUGGUGCUGGUGCUGGUGCUGCUGGUGCCAGUGGUGCGUUAGGGGAUGGUAGUGGCGGUUAUAUGAGCACUCAGAGAGCCCAUGAUCGAGGGUACUCCGGACACCUGUGA